Molecule: messenger RNA, 2289 nt
Organism: Hirsutella rhossiliensis
Lineage: Eukaryota; Fungi; Ascomycota; Sordariomycetes; Hypocreales; Ophiocordycipitaceae
Exons: 11
Coding region: 1-2289 (762 amino acids)
Source: RefSeq, a predicted model, not a curated record
AUGCUUGCCGAGGAAGUCGAUGCCGUUGAGGAUGCCGAUGCAGCUGGCAUUGAUGACUACGAUGCAGCAGCAAUCCCAAACUUCAUUGCAGCGCAGGCUGACCUUGAGCGUCUCCGGGCUCAGCUUGAGGAUCACGAACCCGUACCGCCCGAGCAGAUCCCUCUGCGCCAGGCCCACAUCGAGAUGCCUAAUAUCCGGUCUACACCUCUCAAUGAGUUCAAUCGUUCCCAGCCUCUGCUGUCUCUCGCCUUUCCUACCCUCUACCCUACUGGGCAGGCAGACUUCGUGGCGCCUCGUCAGAGGACAAUUCGUUCCUUCUUUCUGAAGAGGCCUGGCCUGCAGCAGCAAGUUGACAUGGAUGAACUACGCAAUGCCUUUGAGGAAGAUACCCCAGAAUCUCGCGCACUGUUGAGCUCUAUUGUGCGCUUCUCAAGCAGCUUGAAAGGCACACGAGCUUACUGGGGCGGCCAGAGACAUCAGCUUGAGGCCAUCGUCCACGGCCUUACCUGUCCUGGUGUCUUCCUCACCUUCUCAGCUGCUGACCUUCACUGGGAUAGCCUCCAGAGACACAUGCCGUCAUAUGUUGAAUGGCGUGAGGCUGAUGGCCGUGGUAAGGGUGCUAUUGCGUUCCGGAAUCUCCUUGAAAACCCUCAUAUCGCAGCAUAUCACUUUCACAGCCGUUUUACUAGCUUCCUUAAGAUAUACUGCUCUAAAGCUGAGAAGCAGACGGAGAGCUACCGCGACGUCGCCAGGGCCAUCUUGCCUAGAGUCAAUGCACGACAGGGUCUCGUCAGCUUCGUCGCCAAGUUCAUGAACAAGCUUACGGCUGAGCGUGACUGGUCUGCUAUGGAGAUUAACCACCUGCUGCUCAGCCUACCACUCCAGCAAAGCACGAGGACUAAAUACCUCGCUCGCAACGAUCAAUGGGCGCAGUUGACCUACUUUGAGCUUCUCACCAAAGCCCUCCGCGGUAACGAGCAGUACGAGGACUUUUGUCGUGUCAAGUUAACCCUCCACCAUCCUCAUCGCGACCCUCAGGAACUCAAAGAGGUAGAUGGCGCCCUUUUCGACACCUUCUCUGGGGCAUACGACCAUUGCUCUGCUGUCCACGACGUUCAUCCAGAUGACUACUACGGGGACCUCCCUCCUCCAGUCGAAGAGGAAUUCCAGGAAGAACCGCGUAACGAGGAAGAUGUUGCGGCUGAGGGUUGGGAAGAGCUUGCUGCACCCUACAUUGGCAAGUAUCCGGAUUUAGCCAUUCUGGGGCAUGACUAUUGGAAGGAGCUUAAAGCUUCACACCCCCUAGGCAACAACCAAGAUGAUGUCCCUGAUGGCCUCUUUGAUCAGCUUAACGUCGAGCAGCGCACUGUGUUUGACCUAUUUACUCGACAUCUUGAGAAGGCCCUCGACCCUCAACAGCCAAACCCGGCACCGCUCCUUGUGCAGGUAGACGGAGAAGGCGGCACAGGCCCUACAGACAUUGCCAACCUACAGUCAAAGCUACGCAACCUCCGCUACCUCAUUAUCGACGAGAAGUCAAUGAUUGGCUUGCACACCUUUUUCGGCGGCCACUGGGAGCUGCUCUGCACCCGCGUCCAGGCCAAUCUGACCUUAGCCGAGGUUACGUGCUUUGACGGGGCAGUACGCAUCUACACAACGAAUGCCCAGGUCCUUCGGGCAACAAAUGUCGGCCCAAAAGCCGCCGAAGCUGACUCUAUGACUGCUGGCAACUUACAUAACCAGUUACCCAUUUGCAUUGGGGCAAGAGUUAUGUUGACUGAGAACGUCUGGACUGAUGUUAGCCUUGUUAAUGGUGCACUGGGGACCAUGUAUGACUUUGCCUAUGAGGAUCACGUACAGGAUCCUCAAGCUCAUCAUCCCUUUGUCAUUAUGGUCCGCUUCGAUCGCUAUACCGGCCCCCCUUAUUUCGACGACCCUGAGCUAGCCAACGUCCAGCCUAUCUUUCGCUCCUGGCGGGACUUCAUCAAGGGUAGUAUGCCCUGCUCUCGCACUCAGUUUCCCUUGACAAUUGCAUAUAGCAUCACUGUGCACAAGGCACAGGGUGCUACGCUUGAAUGGGUUGUUGCCGAUAUAUCCCAUCGCGAUUUCCAGUCUGGCCUCACCUACGUCGCCGUCUCGCGCGCCAAGACGUUGAAUGGCAUCAUGUUUGAUGCGUCCUUUGAUCUCAAUGAUAUCCGGCGUCGCACGGAUGGCUCUAUGGCUGCUCGGGCUGCUGACGCUGCCCGGCGUGCUGGCCAGGUUGUGACUGCCCAGGAAGCAUUGAAUUGA